This is a messenger RNA of Pocillopora verrucosa, 3128 nucleotides long. Its product is annotated as gamma-2-syntrophin. The record is from RefSeq and is a predicted model, not a curated record. Gene Ontology annotation, cellular component: dystrophin-associated glycoprotein complex; intracellular anatomical structure. Gene Ontology annotation, molecular function: protein binding; structural molecule activity. Lineage: Eukaryota; Metazoa; Cnidaria; Anthozoa; Scleractinia; Pocilloporidae.
UCAAAACAUUGCAUUUCGUCAAGAGUUCUGCUGGUUGUUUAAGCGCUGCAGGAUAUUUUUACAAAAUUUGCAAAUUAAGACCCGCUUCACAGAGCUGUUUUUGUUUUAAUGAAAUUAUUUUAUUCAUGGUCAAUGUGUGAGCAGCCUUGAGGUCGGCGAAUUGCGGGCGGUGAAUACACGGAAAAAUGGCGGAGAAUUUCCUGAAAACAGGGUGUAUUUCGAUGCAAAUCAACCGAGCUGAGCUCCAGAAGGUUCGAGUAAAGCUCUCCCGGGAUGCUUUGACCAUUCAAAAGGAAGGAACUGGCAGUGUUUCCCCUUCUUCUUCUUCUCCAGUUAACCAGCCUGAGAGCACAAAUGGCAAAGCUGAGUCCCCAACAUGGAAGAGAUCCCCAUUCACUAGCACAAAUGGUGAAGCUUCCUCUCCUACUCAAAAGAAGCCAACACCCCCCAUAGGGGAAAGAAAAGUGAAGCUCACCAAGAGAAAAGUAGGGGGACUGGGAAUGAGUAUUAAGGGAGGACGAGAGAGUAAUCUUCCAAUAGCUAUCUCAAAAAUAUACAAAGAUCAAGCAGCUUAUGAAACAGGUCAACUUCAUGAAGGUGAUAUUAUACUUGAGGUUAAUGGACAAGACAUAAGAAGAGCCACACAUGAUGAGGCAGUAGCUGUUCUUAAAAAGGGAGGUUCAGAGAUUGAACUAACUGUCAUUCACUCUUCUUCCCAUUCAUCAGUUAAUGAUAGUGAAAUGACAGCAGGAACAACUUCUGAAGUGAGUCAGUCCAGUGUAUCAAAACAAGCAAAUGGAAUUGUUAGAAGUGUUGAAGAGUCAUCAAGUGAUGCUGAAUGUAGAGAGAACAGCAGUCAAAAGUCGUCUGAAGUUGGAGAAACAGAUUCUAACUCAUCUCUUCAGAGCUGGACAGAUAACAUUGUUCUUCCUCUGACAUUUGCUUCAGUGUCAAGAUACAAGUCAGGGGAAGACACAUUAAGGAGCAAUGCAUUUGAAGUCAGCUCAAUGGAUGGUGGUGCCUCAGUUGUGCUUUACAGUGAGAAUAAAGUGGAACUGUUGUCUUGGUACUCAGCAAUCAAAGACAGAGUGGUUCUGUUGUUGGAACAAGCUAUGAACUUGUCCAGUGCAUCUUUACCAUCCUCUGAGCAAGUGAUACACAUGGGUUGGAUAUGGGAAAGACUUAGGUCUACAAAUCACUGGAAUGUCUGGAAAAGAAAGUUUUUAACAGUUAAAGGCUCUGAACUACAAAUAUUUGAAAUGCCACCAGUUGCCACAAGAGACUGGCUCCAAAGUGAAGUGUCCUACAACUUAAUGGAAAUAGUUUGUCAUACAUGUAAGGAAGAUGAACAAGUGGACAAGAGAGAUAACUGUUUUACUGUCCAGUCCUGUUCUGGUGGCAGUCACUAUCUUGCAGUUGACACAGAAGCAGAUUUGACAGAGAUUGUCAACCGAGUACAGGAGGCCACUCAUCAGGCUGUUGUACAAAUUGAGUCACGAUCAUUUCCAGGAAAGUGGCGUGGACAGAGUGUGAAGCUUGUGUUGGACCUGAAAAGAGGACUGCGACUAUACAGUGGAACAGAUCGGUCUCUUCUGUGGCAGUAUCGGUUCUCAUUUCUCCGUGGUUCUUCAGAUGAUGGAUCUCGUAAGAUUGUUUUGUUGUUUUCUCAGUCACCAGCUGGUCCCUUUGAUCGACAGGAAUUAGAGUUCACUAAUAUGCAACAGGUUUUGACAGUGAUGCAUGCAUUCUACGCUGCAAAAGUUGCACAAGUUGAUCCAAACUUCUCUUUUGACAACAGUUUUUGAGCAACAUACUCUCCAGAGGUGGAUUUCAACAAAUCACACUUCAAUAUUGAUGACAAGAACUGACUCUUUUUCUCACAUAUCAUCACUUGGAAAAGGAUUAAGUUUAAUAAUCAUUUUGAUAACAUAGCUAGUAAAUUUGUUUAUCAAAUUCAAUUAUGCGAGCGUGCUUCAUAUUCCUAUUGUGCACGCUCAUGACGUCAGCAAACAUAUUCCUCAAGAAAAAAAUUUUCCAUCGGGUUGAAAAUGUUAUAAAACAAUUGGUUCAUACAUGAGCUGUGCAUUCAUUGAGAUAUGAAGCACUUGGGAAGUUUAGAGAGCACUCAAGAAGCUAGAGUUGCUCUCGGCUUUACCUCAAGCAACUCUUAUGCAUCUUUUGUGCUCUCCAAACUUUCUGUGUGCUUCAUAUCUUGAUGAAUGCACGCUGACGUAUGAACCAAUUGUUAAUUAUGAGUAUAGAAACUUGAGCUUCCUUUCUUUUGGACCAGGUAGACAAAUGUGUGCUGUACCUUGCUGCUGUAUGAAUGUCCAUGCAAUGAAACUCUCUGCAAACCUCCUAAUAAAAGAUGCUUAUGUAGUUUUGAUUAUUUUUUAAGCCAGGAAGGCAAAUUGACUUGCCAAACUUUUUUUAUUUAUUUUAGAUGAACUUAAACCCUGUGGAUUGAUAAUCCCAAUUUUUUGUUCUUGUUAUGAUUAUUAUGUUAUGUUUAGGAGCCUUUACAGUAAGUAAGAAUCAGUCAGGCAAAAAGUCCAAGGUGAUAAGAUCACUCUGUAUUUUUCUAAAAUUAAAUGUUCAUUUUUACAAGAAGAUUACCUAAAACAAAGACAACUCUGUUUAGGGAAGUUACCUGGAUUGCAUACAAAGCAGUUAGAAUCAAAUCAAUUUGAAUUAGUUCAAGUGGAACAUGAAGAGAGUAAAUAAAUGACAAACAUGUUACUUUACCAGCAAGUUUGGAAUUAUUGGACCCAAAGAGAUAAAGUAGUAUUAAUGACGAUACAAUAAAUUACAAUAAAGACUUAAUAACUUUCUCAGAGGGGAGACAUUCAAUUUACUAUUUGGUAUCUUAUAGUAUCAAACAGAAUUGGGAGACUCUGUUUGAUAAUUUACGAGCAAUAUCCUCUUGACUAAAUAGAAGUUCCAGGCAGGUGUUUUCUGCUCUGAUGUUGAAUUUAGCGUUUGAGCAAAUGAUUGAGCACUUACUGUCCAAUAUUAAAAUGUCAUAGGUUUAUUGUUGUGUAAUAACAAUAGACAUUCCAGUGAACAGUAUUUACUAGGAAUUUAUUUCAAAAUUUAUGUAAAUAAAUAUAUCAAAUACAUUAAAGUAU